Molecule: messenger RNA, 1434 nt
Organism: Penicillium daleae
Lineage: Eukaryota; Fungi; Ascomycota; Eurotiomycetes; Eurotiales; Aspergillaceae
Exons: 7
Coding region: 1-1434 (477 amino acids)
Source: RefSeq, a predicted model, not a curated record
AUGCAUACAACGUGCAUUGUGAUAACCUUAUUUUUCGCCUUCCUCUCGGUGGAAGGCGUUCCAUACCGUUCCAUCAAAGCGCCGAAGCCGGUUCACACAUCGGUGAAAGCCAUACCCAGUGUCCUCGUAGUUGGGCAGCCGACUGCCACCAGCAUUUCCUGUUCUGAAGUGGGCGAUCCUACUGUUGAUCCCGCGACCCGUUGGCAACUAGCGGGAGCAGACGAGGCCUUAAUAAAUGCGGUACAGUACUACAGAAACCAAAGCUCUGAGGGUGGCAGUCUGACGCUCUCCCGAGCGGUAUCUCAUUACUUCAAUGGUCCUGAGGACUACGAUUGUCAAUUGAUCGAUGGUCCGUGUAGUGCGGGUGUUGGGAAGUGUGAGACUGUAUCCAGCCCGGCUGGAUGGUUGAUCCUCAAUUCUUUUUCCAAUUUUCAUAACCUAUGGAGCAAUGUCAACACAGCCCUUCAGGAUGCAGAGACCGAUAUAACCCCACAGCUGGGCACUUUUACAUCAACGUUUGCUCCUGCAGUGCAGGACGAUACGGAGAUGACAAAGAUCCUUUUUGAUAUUAGCAAUACCCUCCUCUCUGUGUUUAAAGCUUAUAUUGGAUUCGAAGCGGGCUUUAUUAAAAACCCUGAGUCUGAGUACCUAAGCAAGGGGUCAGACAAAGGGAUAUCUGCCCUUGUCGGUGUCCUUAGUGGAACUCAAUCCCUAGAAAAGGAUCUUUUACCAGCCGCUGAGCAAGAGCAAAUUAAUGAAGGACAGCUUGGAACAGACUUGUCGGAAAUCACUAAUGCUAUGCAGAAAACCUACUCGCAAAUGGUAGCGAAUUUUAGUGAGACGGGUAUCUUCGACUCUGCAUCACCACCCAUCAACCUUGAGGAAUUAUUCUUUAAUGGUACAUGGGUUAAUUCGACUCUCUCAACCAUCGACAAUCGAGACCUUAAAAUCGACUUCGAACAUGCUCUUUAUGGCUUGUUGGCUGAAAGGGCUUGGAGAUUAACCUCAGAGAUUUACCCCGCUGUAGUUAUUAUGAACGAAACAUGCGAUAUCGACGCUCAGUUCAAUACUAUAUAUAACGAUGUUCCUAAAGCCCGAUCUAGCCCCACCCCCAAGUACCUACCAGGAGGCGACACAGAUACUCUCACUGGUGAUAGCGGGACGUGGGGAGGGUUGACCAUUGACGAUAUUGCUAUUAGCUCCUAUAACGGCUUCAUAGCUAACGGCAAUCAACCAGGGUGCCAGAUGCCCAAUACCACAAAUAUCAUUGAGGAUGGACAAGUUAAUACCGAUCCAUUCCCCUUACAAGAUGGGGUCAGAACCCCAGGGUUCUUUAAUAUCCCUACUUGCUAUUAUGACACUAUGGCUACGAUGCUGGAUACGAAAGACUCUUCUUACAACAACCGUGGUCCUAAUUGGCCUUGCCAGCCCUGA